Molecule: messenger RNA, 1413 nt
Organism: Dictyostelium purpureum
Lineage: Eukaryota; Evosea; Eumycetozoa; Dictyosteliales; Dictyosteliaceae
Exons: 2
Coding region: 1-1413 (470 amino acids)
Source: RefSeq, a predicted model, not a curated record
AUGGAUUAUUUAACUAAUGCAUUUUACAGAAUAAAAAAUUAUUUUUUCAGUGAUAACAAUAACAAUAAUAACAAUAAUAACAAUAAUAACAAUAAUAACAAUAAUAAUAACAAUGAUGAAAGCAACACCUGCACACAACCAUCGAAUUUAAUAAUUUCCAAUGAUUAUAACAACAACAAUAAUAUCAAUAAUAAUAACAAUAAUAACAAUAAUAAUAAUAAUAAUAUCAAUAAUAUCAAUAAUAAUAAUAUUAAUAAUAACAAUAAUAACAUUUCCCAAAACAGUCAAUCCCCACUUGACCAAUGUAUUAAUGCCCCAUCACACAAUCAAUCACCAUCUCAACCACAAAAUAUAACCUCAGAAUCACCAUUUCAUAGAUCCACAGAAAUUAUUCCAACUUUUCCAGCAACAAGAUCACCAUAUACCCCAUCACACAAUCAAUCACCAUCUCAACCACAAAAUAUAACCUCAGAUUCGCCAUUCCAUAGAUCCACCGAAAUCAUACCAACCUUUCCUGCAACAAGGUCACCAAACACCCAAUCACAAAGUCAACUCCAAUCUCAAUUUUUUAAUUCUUCUCAAUCAAAUCCCCCAAUUCCACCAUGGUUUGCACAAUCAUACCAACAAAAUAUAACCUCAGAUUAUACACCAUUCCAUAGAUCCACUGACGUUAUACCAACCUAUCCAGCAACAAGAUCAUCAUCCCAAAUUAAUUCAGACAAAAAGCCAGAAUCAAGCAAUCUUUCUACAGUUGCAUCAACUGGCAAUCCAAUGAAAAAGAGACCAUUGGAAGAAGAUGAUAUAUCAAAUGAAAGUGAUAGAAAAAUUAACAAAAAAAAAAAACUCGAUGAAGAGAGUUUAAAAAAAGAUAAUGAUUGUGCUAAAAUGGAAAAAUUAAAAAAAGAAAAAGAAGAAAAAGAAAAAUUAGAAAAAAUUCAUUGUAAUAUUUGCAUAGAUCAAAUAGAGACCAUAAAAAAAGCAACAAUUGAUUGCAAUCAUAAAUUUUGCUUUGAUUGUAUAUUAGAAUGGUCAGAUCAAGCUAACACCUGCCCAACAUGUAGAAAAAGAUUUUAUAAUAUAAAAGAAAACAAUUAUGUUGAAGGUUUAGUAAACAGUGCCAAUGUCCCAUAUAGAGUUCAAGGAGAAGAUAGAUGGCCAAAUUAUUACAGUACACUCCAAGAAUUAAUCCAUGAAGCCGCUCAACUCCCACCAAUUACAUACCCUUUUCCUUACAAUUCUUAUCCUGGCUUAUAUAAUGAAGAUCACCCAGGAAAUGGCGAUGAAGAUAGCAAUGAAGAAGAAGAUGAUGAUAAGGAAGAUAACGAAGAAGAUGACGAAGAAGAUGAUAAAGAAGAUAACGAAAAAGAUGACGAAGAAGAUGACGAAGAAGAUGACAUGGAUCUCUCAACUUAA